AUGAGGUUGAUCAAUAUCGAAACGCUAGAGCUAGAAAGCUUCCUCUACGGGACCAUCCCGCCCUACGCCAUCCUCUCCCACACGUGGGGCGAGGACGAAGUGACCUUCCAGGAGGUCACCUACCGCGACAAGGACCUCAGCACAAAACGUGGCUGGCGCAAGAUUCCUGUCCGGUACCUCUGGGUAGACACGUGCUGCAUCGACAAGACGAGCAGCUCCGAGCUGUCCGAGGCCAUCAACUCCAUGUUCCGGUGGUACCGCGAGUCCGUCAUCUGCUACGCCGUCCUAGAAGACGUGCAGCGUACGACCGGGGAUGAAGAAAAGGAAACUGCCCCUCCGCAGCUCCUGGCCCCGCGCCACCUCGACUUCUUCGACACGAACUGGGACUGGCUCGGGAGCAAGGCAGACCUCUCGGCGCGCAUCUCGGCGCGCACCCGCAUCGGCGAGGACGUCAUCCUCUCGGGCGAGUGGCCAUUUGCCAGCAUCGCCCAGCGCAUGGCCUGGGCCGCGGGCCGCGUGACGACGAGGGUCGAGGACAUGGCCUAUUGCCUGCUCGGCAUCUUUGGCGUCAACAUGGCCAUGCUCUACGGCGAGGGCGACAACGCGUUUCUCCGCCUGCAAGAGGAAAUCAUUCACGAGUCCGACGACCAUUCCAUCUUUGCCUGGGACGCCGCCGGAAAGCCCGACUCGGUCAGUCGCAUCGGCGCUUUUGCGACCUCGCCCGCCUUGUUCGCCGACAGCGCCGACGUCGAGCCCAGCACCGCCGCGCAGAGCACGACCUACAGUUUAACGAACCGCGGCGUGCAAAUCUCCGUCCCCGUCGUGACUCUCCAGCAGCGGCCCGGGGAAUCUCUCGUCGUUCUCUCGUGCUACAAGGCCUCCGACGUCGACAGCCUCAUCGGCAUCCCCGCCGCCCUGGACCCAACCGCCGGCCCGGCCGCGUACGCACGACUACCCGCUGCGCCUGUGUCUAUUCCCGUGCGAGACCAUGCGCAAAUGCAGCACUCCUUGAGGAGCAUCUACCUCGCCAAGAGGGACCGGCAGCGCGACACGAUUGCUCCGCCCCUCAAGUGCCAUAUCCGCGGGCGCGUCGGGCCCUUGCCGCCCACGUUUGAGUUUAUCGGCGCUCACCCACCAGAGAUGUGGAACAUGGGGCCCGUCAAGACUCUCACGCUUCUCGUACCGCCGCAGCGAACCCCGGUCGAGGGCGCAAAUGACUCUGGUUUCUCCACUGCGGUGCUCUUUCGUUUCGCCGGCGCUGCUGGCAGCCACGCGUUCUGCCUCGUCGCGCACCUCGCGCCCAACGCGCAAAGUAAAGUACGCCUGAGCCUCGUUGCCGCGCCGGACGAAGUGCCCGAGGGCCCGAAAUUGGAACAAUUCCUAGAACGGGUGAGUGGGACGGCGUCUCGCUUGGGUGUGGCGGAGGCAGCGUUCCUGAGACUGGGAGGAAAAUCGCUCGAUGCACAUGGGGUGUUUGACGCUUCGAGGUCAUCAACAACCUUCCGCAUCACGUUACGACUGCGUUAA
Messenger RNA from Parascedosporium putredinis, 1527 nucleotides. The record is from the annotation of a GenBank genome assembly. Lineage: Eukaryota; Fungi; Ascomycota; Sordariomycetes; Microascales; Microascaceae.